AAUUGCGUAAACGUAGGCGUAGAGUUGUGGGAGUAGUAGUAGCAGUAAAUGUUGUACAAUAAUUUAAUCUACAAUCGAGUAAAGAUAUGUCGUAACUUGAUUGCAACAACCAAUCAGAAUGCAGUUUUAUGUUUCGAUGAGAACCGUGUGAUUAUUUAUCAUGAUGGAUAGACAGAAAGUGCUUUUGUUGUUAUUACUGCUACUAUAUUAUGAAUUUAUCAAUUUAUUAAAUGUUUAUUUAAAAUUAACAACACAAGUGCUACGAAGAUGGUGUGCGCCCAAUCAAUCGGCGACGAAAUGAAUUAGGGUUUCAUUCUAACCUUAUAAAAGAAAUAUCGCUGACAGAUCAUGAAGAAUUUUUUUCAUUUUGUCGCAUGUGGCCUGAACAGUUUAAUACUUUACUAUUUAUGGUGCGUCCCUUCCUCUUGAAAAGAAGCCGCAGACAACCACUUCCUGUGAAAUUAAAACUUGCAGCCACUCUUGCAUAUCUCGCUCAUGGUGACAGUGUCAAAUCGAAGGCAUGGGAGUUUCGCAUUGGUAAAUCUACUAUGUACAAAAUCAUCAUUGAAGUGUGUCAAGCCAUUUGGACACGUCGAAACUACUGUCCUUCUACUUAUGUAGACCAUGACAAUGAAAAUGGGGACAUUAUUCCUGGAGCUUGGAGGAUUGAAGAAAAUCAAAGAGGACUGCAAAGAAUUAAACGAACUGGUUCUAAUAAUCCAGCUAGAAAAGCCGCUCAGUUCCGGGAUACGCUUUGUGACUAUUUUAUAUCAGAAGCUGGUGAAGAAGCUGCCCCUUGGCAGUAUGAGCAAGCAUUCCGUGGGUCUUUUUAG
Molecule: messenger RNA, 833 nt
Organism: Wasmannia auropunctata (little fire ant)
Lineage: Eukaryota; Metazoa; Arthropoda; Insecta; Hymenoptera; Formicidae
Exons: 3
Coding region: 375-833 (152 amino acids)
Source: RefSeq, a predicted model, not a curated record